AUGUUUGACCGCAUCAGGGGCGCGAUAAUCUGUCUCACGAGCUCCGAUGACACGGAGAUACGAAACAAGCUGGACGAAGUCACUUUCCGGCGAGCAGGAAAGGUCGAGAGGCGAGAGAUUCUCGACGCAAUGGGAGCAAGACGUCGGGAACGUCUGCACGAACGUAUUCGGGAAUAUGACAACAAUGAGAAGUACCUCAGAGAACAGCACCGGAAGCAGAAGGAAGAACGAAAAAAGGCUGCUAAGGCCCAAGCUGCUCAAAAGAAGAAUUCUUCUGAGUCUUUCCCGUAUGGGCCGUUUAAAAUGGUGCCCGCGGGUCGGCGUCGUCUCGUCGGCGGGCAAGCAAGCAUCGAACCCGGGAAUGAAAUCAUGACUCAGAGGGAGAAGGACGCAUUGGUUCUGACUUUGAGACCCUUAUUCGAAGGUUCAUGA
Molecule: messenger RNA, 432 nt
Organism: Fusarium tjaetaba
Lineage: Eukaryota; Fungi; Ascomycota; Sordariomycetes; Hypocreales; Nectriaceae
Exons: 1
Coding region: 1-432 (143 amino acids)
Source: RefSeq, a predicted model, not a curated record